UUGGGUGGGGCCGCAGCUUUAGCUGGAGCUAGGCUGAAAGGGAGGAGGAAGAGGAGGGUGAGAACAUGUAGAAGAGAGGAGUGCUGAUCUAAAAGUGAUGGUGGAGGAGGAGGAGGAGGAGAGAGGGGAAGGGAGGGGCCUAAAGGAUGGGCUUGUAGGCAUUGUCAGGCAGAGAGUAAGAGAGAGAAAAGAGUUGCACCCAGGCAGUGAAGAGCGUGUGUGUGCAAACUGGGAUGAAUAAAUGCACUGGAAGGCUUAGCUGGUGAUACAGCCAGAGAGAAAGAGAACGAGAGAGUGUGUGUGUGUGUGUGUGCAAGAAAGUGAGUGAGAGAGAGCGAGAGAGAGGGUGAGAGAGAAGUGAAAGGGAAGGGAUAAAGGGAAGAAAGAAGCAGAGAAGAGAAAGGGAGGAUACUACAACUCCAACUAUGCUGUGCUGCAUAAGAAGAACCAAACCGGUGGAGAAGAAUGAUGAUGCAGAUCAGAAGAUUGAACAGGAUGGCACCCCCAACAAGCCUGAAGACAAGGCUCACAAGGCUGCCACCAAAAUACAGGCAAGCUUCCGUGGACACAUAACUCGGAAAAAGAUGAAAGAUGGAGAAGAAGAGAAGGACGGAGACAGUCCUGCUGCAGAAGAGGCAGAAAACGGAGAGGAGACGAAGAAGGUGGAGGGAGAAGAGGCACCUGCUAAGCAGGAGGAAACUACAGGAGAGGAGGCCAAGAAGGAGGGGGAGGAGACAAACCAGGCCAAAACCCCAGGAGCAGAUAAGCCAGCUAACUCUCCUGCAGGCACAGCAACUUCUCCCGUAGCAGCAGCUCCAGCUGCUGCCUCUCCCACUGCUGCCACAGCCCCCUCUGAACCUCAGAAAGAGGAGCCGAAGGCCGAGGAGAAGCCCAAAGAGGUGGAGGCCACAGCCAAGAGUCCCACCACAGCCACAGCCGAGGAGAAAAAGGAGGAGAAGAGUGAGGGGAAGAAGGAGGAGGCCAGAAAAGCCGAUGUGCCUGCUGCUGUCAGUCCGACAGCUGAAAAGGAGGAGCCUAACCAAACAAAUGAUAAAAAAGAUGCUGCAGAGGAAUCAAAAGUGGAGGAGAAUGCCCACCCAGAUGGGGCUGCGGAGACCUCUGAGGCCAAGGAAGACUAAAGGCAAAGUCUUACCCACUGGAAAUUAGAAUCACGAGAAAAUGAUGAAUAACACAAAAACAAAAAUCUUAAAAGGUUGCUCUUUGCCUUCCCAAUGUCGAGGGCAGUCAGUUUCUAUUUGUUUGUCAUUUUUUGUGUGGCAAUGAUUUUCUCAUGUUGGGGGAGUUUCCAACGUGAAGUUUUUUGGCUCAAGCUAAUAGUGUGACGGUGGUGAUGAUGAUGAUGAUGUCUGUAUUAAUGAGUGUGAAAAAUGAUAUUACCUUGAUGAUGAUAAUGAUGUUGCAAAGGUAAAAAGCUACACUACUGAAUAUGUGUGAAUCACAACUGGAUUAUCUGCUUCCAACUGGACCUCUCACACAUUUAAAAUGCAUUGCCAAUGCACCAUGGUUCAUUUGCAUUGUAAUGCACUCUUUUUUAAAAUCACAUUGCGAAAACAAAAAUCUGUUCUGCAAAAGCAUGCACAAAAACAAGUCAGUUUUUAAAUGCAACUCCAGUUUUCAGCACCGCGCAAGUGCAUUGAAAACACAGCAACACAUCAGAUGGAUACUCGAAUGUAUAUCUAAAUGUGUGAGAUUUCUAGUUGGGUAGUUCUAGUCCAUAUCAAAAAUAAGACAAUAAAAUUACUGCUAUUUCUUUUCAGCUUGAGUCACUCAAGCUUGGUUUACACCCCUUUUACAAACUCUGUCAACCCACAUUUACAGUAAAGGACCUGUUGCCAUUUAAAUCCUAUAAUAAACUAUAGUAAAUUACUAGAGUAUUGAUGUAACUGGCUCUUAUAUAUAUUGACUUGUGUUCUGCCAAGCAAGCGUGAGAACAGUAGCAUGAACCAUGGAACCAGAUGCAUGAUGGGAACUCUCCCUCCGAGAGGAACUUCUUCGCAGUCACAAAAACUUAAGAGGUGUGGCGGCUUCUUUUUAAUGUCUUUGGUGUUGUUAUGACGGUUUCUAUGAAUUGGAAAAAAAAAAAAAUUACUCUUGCACUGAUGUUACUGAAAAAAAAAGAUAAAAAAUCUGAAAAAGAAAAAUUCAAAGAUACAAAAUUCUUUUCCUAUGUUCCAGUGAGUAAAAUGUCCAGUUUCAAACUUAUCAAAGAGUUCAAACUUGUGAAAAAAAUGAUGAAAAAAAUAAAAAAUGGUUUCAAUGUCUGUUUUCAAAAUAAAGCAAAUGUGCCAAUUACCA
Molecule: messenger RNA, 2316 nt
Organism: Gambusia affinis (western mosquitofish)
Lineage: Eukaryota; Metazoa; Chordata; Actinopteri; Cyprinodontiformes; Poeciliidae
Gene: gap43
Product: growth associated protein 43
Exons: 3
Coding region: 426-1139 (237 amino acids)
Biological process (GO): regulation of growth
Molecular function (GO): protein binding
Source: RefSeq, a predicted model, not a curated record